Molecule: messenger RNA, 544 nt
Organism: Thamnophis elegans (Western terrestrial garter snake)
Lineage: Eukaryota; Metazoa; Chordata; Lepidosauria; Squamata; Natricidae
Product: UPF0488 protein C8orf33 homolog
Source: RefSeq, a predicted model, not a curated record
UUCUCGUUUUCCCUCCCCCUGAAUGUAACAGCAGAGGAUCAAUUGAAGAGGGAGGUAGACUGGUGCGUGGAACAGCUGGAACUCGGCCUGAAGACACAAAAAUCAUCUCCAAAACAGACGGAGGAAGCUCUCCGUGCCAUCAAGACGUUGCGUAGCAAAAAAGCAGUGUUGGCGAAGAAACGUCAAGUGAUGCGCCUGAUGUUUGGCGACUACAGAGCAAAAAUGGCGGAGGAAAGGCAGAAGCAGCUGAAGCUCUUGCAAACAGCUUCAAAAGCAGCUCACAUCACAGAAGUGAACGAAGAGACUCAGAAGAAGAGAAGCCAAGUCUUCAGAAAGUCUGCAGAAGAAGCCAGAACCUUCCAGGACCUUCCAGAACCUUCUCGCUGUCAGCCCCCAGCUCUCAGAUCGACAGACCCUUCCUCUUUUAAAUUCAGGCCGUCGCAAGAGGAAUUCUGCUUCAACUUUUUCUAAACUUUUCCUUUUGGCGGGGAGGAUACCGAUUUUCUUCUUUUUGGGGGUGGGGGGGAGAAGCAGUAAUGAGGCG